GAACUUUGAUCAUAUUGCACAACACUCAUCAUAAAGCUUUUCAGUCAACACAACUAUGAAAAGUGUUGAUCUGCUGCCGACUCGGAGACAAAGAGACUGUUAAUCUGCUGUACAACAUCUUCCCACUCUUCACCUCAAAGAUGAUCCAGUUCAGACUGAUGACAAUGGCUGCACUACUCUGCUCUCUUCUCAGUGCCGAUGGAGGGAAAGUCCUUGUUUUCCCUGCGGAUGGAAGCCACUGGGUCAACAUGAAGGUCCUCAUCCAAGAGCUCCACUCCAGAGGUCACAACAUCACAGUGAUCAAACCCAAAACCAGUGGGUACAUCAAAGCAGAGUCCCAUCAGUACCAGUCAAUCACCCUCGAUGUUGUUCCUGGAUUUGAUGUGAACGAAAUGAAUAAUUUCGCAACAAAAAUGAUGCAGCUCCUACGUGAGUUCCACAUUUCAGGUUUAGCUUACAUCAAAGCUGGAGAUGAGUUUAUGAAGAUGGUAGAUAAUAUUCACAAAGCUGUGGUUGAUAAAAUGCAAAAGAUUUUUGAGGAUGCUAAACUGAUGCAGUUCUUCCAAGAGGCCGAAUAUGAUGUUCUUCUGACUGACCCUUGCUUCGGUGGAGGGGUUCUUCUGGCUCAUCGGUUGGGUCUGCCUCUGGUCUUCAAUGUACGAUGGACAAUCCUGGAAGAUGGACAUUACACAGUUGCCCCCUCACCUCUCUCAUAUGUUCCCAUAGUAGGCAGUGAACUGACUGAUAAGAUGAGUUUUUGGCAAAGGGUGAAAAAUGUUUUUUUCUCAUUAAUGGUACUUUAUAACCGCAAUAUGAUAAAAGAGCCUCACUACACACCAUUUGUCCACCGUCACUUUGGUCCUGAUGUCCACUAUGAUGAGCUCGUUCAGGCAGCAGAUAUUUGGCUGAUGAGAACUGACUUCACCUUUGAGUUCCCUCGUCCCACCAUGCCUAACGUUGUGUACAUGGGUGGGUUUCAGUGUAAACCGUCCAAAGUGCUUCCUCAAGAUCUGAAGGACUUUGUCCAGAGCUCUGCGGAGCACGGUGUCAUUAUUAUGAGUUUGGGGACCUUGGUGGGGAAUCUCCCUGAGGAUAUAGCAGAAGAUGUGGCUGCUGCUUUUGCACAGUUACCUCAGAAAGUCAUCUGGAGGCAUACUGGAAAGAGACCAUCCACCCUGGGAAACAACACCUUGCUGGUGGACUGGCUGCCGCAGAAUGACCUCUUAGGACACCCAAAGACAAGAUUGUUUGUGGCCCACGGAGGCACCAACGGACUUCAAGAGGCCAUCUACCAUGGAGUUCCCAUCGUCGGCCUUCCUCUGGUGUUUGAUCAGCGCGAUAACCUGUUCAGAAUGAGAGCUAAGGGCGUUGCCAGAGUGCUGGACAUCGGCACAUUGAACAAAGACAACUUCCUGGAGGUGUUGAAAGUGGUGCUUUACGAGCCGUCCUACAGGAAGAACAUUCAGGAGCUCUCCAGGCUGCACAGAGACCAGCCCAUGAAGCCUCUGGACCGAGCCAUGUUCUGGAUCGAGUUUGUCAUGAGACACAAGGGUGCUGCUCACUUAAAGACCAACUCCUACAAGAUGUCCUGGAUUCAGUACCACUGCAUAGAUGUAAUCACACUGUUGCUAGCGUCAGUCACGCUGAUGUCACUGAUUUGUAUUUUAACAGUGAAAUGUUUGUGGUGUAAAGUGUUUGGUGGGAAAAAAAACAACCCAAAAUAAUGUAGUAGAAAUAAUGUGUAACUUGGAUAACUGAGUUUUAAUGACAGCAGCAUAGAGUGUGAGCCUCUUAAGAGCCAAAAAAACGUGUCUUAGAUUGAAUCCAAUUUGUUCAUAGAUUUUUCUUUCUACAAUGAUUUUGAUAUUCAUGCUUUAUGAAUAAUCAAGAGCCACAGAACUGACUUUUUCUAUUCAGGAUACAGAGUUGAUACUAUUGACCAAACAAUAAUAUUGAGUGUUCAAAAUGACCAGGCUUUGAAGAAAAUGUGCCCUUUGUGUCCAUCUCAUGGCUGUAACAGGAACAACAAAAUGUCCAUGCUGUUCUGUAUGUAUCCUUCAGUGCUGACUGACUAAACAUGUUCAUCAAAUCUAAAGAACAACAAUUUUAGAGUCUCAUCACUACAGCUCUUUCUACACAAACCCUCAGUACUUCUUCUCUUAAUGAGUCUGUCUAUAACAGACUGCUACAAUGGUUAAUAACAGCUGGAAUGUUUUGUUUCUUUUUAAAUUUAUUUUACAAAAUGCAAACUGUAAUAUUAAAUUGUCCCUUGGAGCAUUUAGUAAUUCAGUCAGUUCAUAGUAGGGAAAAGUUUAUCCAUCUCUUGGUCUGAUUCACAUUUCUUAUUCUGAGAUCACACACAGCGAUGUACAGACCAGUGUGAGAAUUAACACGACUCCAUUAAAAUUAACAGGCUACACAACUAUUCUCUAAUAUGUCACACUUAAUUACCCACAUGUUUUGGCUUUUUUUCAUCAUGAGGUUGUUUCAGGCUUCUACAGUCAGUUAAUCUGUCAUAUGACUUUAUAAAAGGAAAUAUAAAUUAAAUAAGUUAGGACUGUCCAUAAAUGUUAAAGAGGAGACACAAAGAUUAUGAAACGUUGUGUUCUGAAAACUGAAGUUGAAACAAUUUCAGUGAGAGAUGUAAUGUUUUGAAAAAAGAAAUUGAAAUUUAAACUUUUCAUGGGUUAAAAUAAAAAAAAUAAUUUUAGAAAAAUAAAUUGUAUCAUUAUUUUGUAAGAUUUUAACUUUUAUGUACUGUAUGUAAAGAAACUGGUGAUUCAAUGCACAUCAUGACAAACAGCAUCCAUCAAAUGUACAUUUUAUUAAAGAGAGUUGAUUCAGAAAACAGUUUAAACACAA
Molecule: messenger RNA, 2862 nt
Organism: Scomber scombrus (Atlantic mackerel)
Lineage: Eukaryota; Metazoa; Chordata; Actinopteri; Scombriformes; Scombridae
Product: UDP-glucuronosyltransferase 2B17-like
Exons: 2
Coding region: 141-1724 (527 amino acids)
Molecular function (GO): UDP-glycosyltransferase activity
Source: RefSeq, a predicted model, not a curated record